Molecule: messenger RNA, 1274 nt
Organism: Ophidiomyces ophidiicola
Lineage: Eukaryota; Fungi; Ascomycota; Eurotiomycetes; Onygenales; Onygenaceae
Exons: 2
Biological process (GO): positive regulation of translational termination; positive regulation of translational elongation
Molecular function (GO): ribosome binding; translation elongation factor activity; RNA binding
Source: RefSeq, a predicted model, not a curated record
CCAAUCUGGACUUUGACGCCCGCGUCCCCAUCCCCUUCAGUGUCUUCCCGUCGUCGUACCGGAGUGACGCUGUCUCUGAGACUACUCAUUCAAGAGUAGAGGGAGAGGUCAAGUUAACGGGCGCCGCUGCUUCGCGCGUCGGACGGGAAGAUACUCACCACGAAGGGCCGCUCCCAGCUCCCAGAGUCCACGGAAACGAAGAGGUUGACCACCGCUACUCCAAGACCGAGUAUCGCCCUGUUCGAACCCAAAUCCGUGAGGACUAUCGUGUCUACGAAGAAGCCCCUCCUGCUGCUCGUGAGAGAUACCCUGAGGUAGAUCUCGCUCGUGAACAAUACUACGAGACCAAACAGGAACGCAAAGGUUUCCAGGCUCAACUCGACGUAACCGAGCACGAAUAUCGCCGACGAACAGACCCUAACUACUCUGUUCAGUACGAAUCUGUGCGUCCGUAUCCAAACGAAACACGAGAGGUUGACGCGUCAUACGAUCGUGUCGACGAAUACACCGAGACCUACAAGCCUCGCCCACACGUCCGUGAAGUCGAUUACGAUUCCAGCUCCAACCGCUUCGACAAGACUGUUGAAGUGAUCAAAGAGCGUCGAACCGUCCACGACACUCCAACCCAAAGAAUGGGAUAUUACGACGACGAGGGACAGUAUCAUUCUUUCCGUCGUGGUGUUGAGCGUGCUGCCGACCGCAUCUUGCAUCCUUUCCACCAUCAUCACCACCAUCACAAGGAAGAAAUGGUUUCCGAGGAUCGCCCAGUCCGCCGUGAGGCUCCACGUGAGACCGUGAGAGUCAUCCAGCCCCGUGGCGGCCACCCCCCUGGCACUAUCACCAUUCCAUGCCACUUCAUCCGCAUUGGUGAUCUCCUCAUUCUCCAGGGUCGCCCUUGCCAAGUGAUUCGCAUUUCGGUCUCCGCCCAGACUGGACAGCAUCGUUAUCUUGGUGUUGAUCUUUUCACUGGUCAACUUCAUGAAGAGUCCAGCUUUGUAUCUAACCCAUCUCCCUCUGUUGUCGUUCAGAGCAUGCUCGGACCCGUCUACAAGACAUACCGCAUUCUUGAUCUCCGUGAUGACGGCCAUAUCACUGCCAUGACCGACACCGGUGACAUCAAACAGGGCCUCCGCGUCAUCGACCAAGGUGGUCUUUUCAACCGCAUCAGUGAUGCCUUCGCUGAUGGAAGAGGAAGCGUCCGUGCUCUUGUUAUCAACGAUGGUGGCCGUGAACUUGUUGUCGACUACAAGGUCAUCCAUGGCUCUCGCCUCUAA